Galeopterus variegatus (Sunda flying lemur) is the source of this 3422-nucleotide messenger RNA. It is a transcript of the gene JAG2, whose product is annotated as jagged 2. NCBI's taxonomy places the organism in Eukaryota, Metazoa, Chordata, Mammalia, Dermoptera, Cynocephalidae. Gene Ontology annotation, molecular function: Notch binding; calcium ion binding. The transcript is spliced from 24 exons. Bases 93 to 3323 code for a protein of 1076 amino acids. Gene Ontology annotation, biological process: cell communication; Notch signaling pathway. Gene Ontology annotation, cellular component: membrane. The record is from RefSeq and is a predicted model, not a curated record.
GCUCCUUUACCCUCAUCGUGGAGGCCUGGGACUGGGACAACGACACUACCCCGGAUGAGGAGCUGCUGAUCGAGCGGGUGUCACAUGCUGGCAUGAUCAACCCCGAGGACCGCUGGAAGAGCCUGCACUUCAGUGGCCACGUGGCGCACCUGGAGCUGCAGAUCCGCGUGCGCUGUGACGAGAACUACUACAGUGCCACCUGCAACAAAUUCUGCCGGCCCCGCAAUGACUUCUUCGGCCACUACACCUGCGACCAAUACGGCAACAAGGCCUGCAUGGACGGCUGGAUGGGCAAGGAGUGCAAAGAAGCCGUGUGUAAACAAGGAUGUAAUUUGCUCCAUGGGGGAUGUGCCGUGCCUGGGGAGUGCAGGUGCAGCUAUGGCUGGCAGGGGAGGUUCUGUGACGAGUGUGUCCCUUACCCUGGCUGUGUGCACGGCAGCUGUGUGGAGCCCUGGCAGUGCAACUGCGAGACCAACUGGGGUGGCCUGCUCUGUGACAAAGACCUGAACUACUGUGGCAGCCACCACCCCUGCACCAAUGGGGGCACGUGCAUCAACGCCGAGCCGGACCAGUACCACUGCGCCUGCCCGGAGGGCUACUCGGGCAAGAACUGUGAGCGAGCUGAGCAUGCCUGUGCCUCCAACCCGUGUGCCAAUGGGGGCUCCUGCCACGAGGUACCAUCUGGCUUUGAGUGUCACUGCCCAUCGGGCUGGAGUGGGCCCACCUGUGCACUUGACAUUGACGAGUGUGCCUCGAACCCAUGUGCUGCAGGCGGCACCUGUGUGGACCAGGUGGAUGGCUUCGAGUGCAUCUGCCCUGAGCAAUGGGUGGGGGCCACCUGCCAGCUGGACGCCAAUGAGUGUGACGGGAAGCCAUGCCUUAAUGCUUUUUCUUGCAAAAACCUGAUUGGCGGCUAUUACUGUGAUUGCAUCCCGGGCUGGAAGGGCAUCAACUGCCACAUCAACAUCAAUGACUGUCGUGGGCAGUGUCAGCACGGGGGCACCUGCAAGGAUCUAGUGAACGGGUACCAGUGUGUGUGCCCGCGGGGCUUCGGAGGCCGGCACUGCGAGUUGGAGCGGGACGAGUGUGCCAGCCGCCCCUGCCGUGGUGGCGGUCGUUGUGAGGACCUGGUCGACGGCUUCCGCUGCCACUGCCCCAAGGGCCUCUCCGGGCUGCUCUGCGAGGUGGAUGUGGACUUCUGCGAGCCAAAUCCCUGCCAGAAUGGUGCUCGCUGCUACAACCUGGAGGGUGACUAUUACUGCGCCUGCCCUGAUGACUUUGGUGGCAAGAACUGCUCUGUGCCCCGGGAGCCGUGCCCUGGCGGCACCUGCAGAGUGAUCGAUGGCUGUGGGUUGGAGGCAGGGCCCAGGGUGCCCGGCGCGAUGCCUUUCGGUGUGUGUGGCCCCCAUGGGCACUGUGUCAGCCAGCCUGGGGGCAACUUCUCCUGUGUCUGUGACAGCGGAUUCACUGGCACCUACUGCCAUGAGAACAUCGACGACUGCCUGGGCCAGCCCUGCCGCAAUGGGGGCACGUGCAUCGACGGGGUAGACGCCUUCCGCUGCUUCUGCCCCAGCGGCUGGGAGGGCGAGCUCUGCGACACCAAUCCCAACGACUGCCUUCCCGAUCCCUGCCACAGCCGCGGCCGCUGCUACGACCUGGUCAAUGACUUCUACUGUGCAUGCGAUGAUGGCUGGAAGGGCAAGACCUGCCACUCGCGUGAGUUCCAGUGUGAUGCCUACACCUGCAGCAAUGGUGGCACGUGCUAUGACAGCGGGGACACCUUCCGCUGUGCUUGCCCCCCAGGCUGGAAGGGCAGCACCUGCACCAUCGCCAAGAACAGCAGCUGCCUGCCCAACCCCUGCAUGAACGGGGGAACCUGCGUGGGCAGCGGAGACUCCUUUUCCUGCAUCUGCCGGGAUGGCUGGGAGGGCCGCACCUGCACGCACAACACCAAUGACUGCAACCCUCUGCCUUGCUACAAUGGUGGCAUCUGCGUUGAUGGUGUCAACUGGUUCCGCUGUGAGUGUGCGCCUGGCUUCGCAGGUCCUGACUGCCGCAUCAACAUUGAUGAGUGCCAGUCCUCGCCCUGCGCCUACGGGUCCACGUGUGUGGACGAGAUCAAUGGAUAUCGCUGUAUCUGCCCACCAGGCCGAGCCGGCCCACGGUGCCAGGAAGUGAUCGGGUUCGGGAGGUCCUGCUGGUCCCAGGGCACACCGUUCCCACACGGGAGCUCCUGGGUGGAAGAUUGCAACAGCUGCCACUGCCUGGAUGGCCGCCGGGACUGCAGCAAGGUGUGGUGCGGGCGGAAGCCAUGUCUGCUGACUGGCCAGCCUGAGGCCCUGAGUGCCCAGUGCCCGCCGGGGCAACAGUGCCUGGAGAAGGCCCCCAGCCAGUGUCUGCAGCCACCCUGUGCAGCCUGGGGGGAGUGUGGUACCGAGGAGCCCGUGCCACCUGGCACCCCCUGCCUGCCACGCUCCAGCCACCUGGACAACAACUGCGCUCGCCUCACAUUGCGCUUCAACCGUGACCAAGUGCCCCAGGGCACCACCGUGGACGCCAUCUGCUCCGGGAUCCGCUCCCUGCCGGCCACGAGGGCAGUGGCCCGGGACCGGCUGCUUGUGCUGCUCUGUGAUCGGUCCUCCUCAGCGGCCAGUGCCGUGGAGGUGGCCAUGUCCUUUAGCCCUGCACGGGACCUGCCUGACAGCAGCCUGAUCCAGAGUGCGGCCCAUGCCAUCGUGGCUGCCAUCACCCAGCGGGGCAACGGCUCACUGCUGCUGGCCGUCACUGAGGUCAAGGUGGAGACAGUCGUCGUGGGUGGCUCCUCCACAGGCCUGCUGGUGCCCGUGCUGUGCGGCGCGUUCAGCGUGCUGUGGCUGGCGUGCGUGGCCGUGUGCGCCUGGUGGACCCGCAAGCGCAGGAAAGAGCGGGAGCGGAGCCGGCUGCCGCGGGACGAGAGCGCCAACAACCAGUGGGCGCCGCUCAACCCCAUCCACAACCCCAUCGAGCGGCCUGGCGGCCCGGGGGGUGGCGGGGGCCACAAGGACAUGCUGUACCCGUGCAAGAACUUCACGCCACCGCCGCGCAGGGCGGACGAGGUGCUGCCCGGGCCGGCGGCUCCCAUGGGCGCUGGGGAGCAUGAGGACGACGAGGCGCUGGGCCGCGGGGAGGAGGACCCUCCGGAAGCUGAGAAGUUCCUCUCACACAAGGUCACCAAAGAGCCCUGCUGCUCGCCGGGGAGGCCAGCCCGCUGGGCCUCGGGCCCCAAAGUGGACAACCGCGCGGUCAGGAGCGUCAAUGACGCACGCUUCGUGGGCAAGGACUAGGGCGGCCGCUGCCAGCUGGGACCCGGGACCCUCGCCCGCGCCGCGCCACCUGCGGGACCAUGGGAGGCCGAGGCCGUGUGCAUAGUUUCUUUAUUUUGU